AUGGGUCGACUUAGCGACGCCCACGUGACCUUGUACCUGCGAUCACCAGUGGUGCGCGCGCGUUGUUGCCAAACCGCACCUCAGGUGCUAACCGGCAAAAUUUCGUCACCGUGGACACCAGCAAGCUCCGGACCCGCAGCCGACACAAAUGGCUCGGGUUCGGAGUCGAAAUUGGACGUGGGCGACCUCAGCGAUGAUGACAAGGACAUGUCCGCAUCGGACGCAGAGGGUGUUUGGAGCCCGGACAUUGAACAAAGCUUCCAAGAAGCUUUGGCCAUCUACCCACCUUGCGGCCGCCGCAAAAUCAUUCUCUCUGAUGAGGGGAAGAUGUAUGGCCGAAACGAGUUGAUAGCUCGUUACAUCAAGUUACGCACAGGAAAGACACGCACAAGGAAGCAAGUCAGCUCGCACAUCCAAGUUCUGGCGAGGCGCAAACUUCGAGAAAUUCAAGCCAAACUCAAGUUUUGGCAGCCUGGUCUUCAACCCGGUACCUCGCAAGACAGUGUUAAACCUUUCGCCCAGUCUGUGUAUGGCGUUGGUGGACCUGGAAAAUCGGCAUCUGGCGUCUCGGACAUUGGUCUGCUGUCCUCCUCCGGACAAGCGCCGCCACCGCCACCUUGGGAAGGCCGAGCCAUCGCCACUCAGAAACUGCGCCUUGUCGAGUUUUCUGCAUUUAUGGAGCAGCAACAAGAUCAGGACACAUAUCACAAACACUUAUUCGUCCACAUUGGAGGUACUGUUACGUACGCAGACCCCCUGCUUGAAGCAGUGGACGUCCGACAAAUCUAUGACAAAUUCCCCGAGAAGAAGGGUGGCCUGAAGGAGCUUUAUGACAAGGGACCACAGAACGCCUUUUUCCUCGUCAAGUUCUGGGCGGACUUGAACUCGAACAUUCAAGAUGAGGCGGCAGCCUUUUACGGAGUUGCUAGCCAAUAUGAAAGCAAUGAGAACAUGACAAUAGCUUGCUCCACCAAGGUAUGCUCUUUUGGCAAACAGGUGGUGGAGAAGGUCGAGAAGGAGUACGCCAGAUUCGAGAAUGGCCGCUUUAUGUACCGCAUCCCGAGAUCUCCUAUGUGUGAAUACAUGAUCAACUUCAUCCACAAGCUCAAACAUCUGCCAGAAAAGUACAUGAUGAACAGUGUACUCGAGAACUUCACCAUCCUCCAGGUUGUCACAAACUACGACACCCAAGAGACCUUACUGUGUAUAGCCUACGUAUUUGAGGUUUCAACCUCUGAGCACGGAGCCCAGCACCACAUUUACAGGUUGGUUAAGGAUUAACCGGCCUGUACACCAGCCAGCCACUACAGUGCCUAGUGACUGCCCCCAACCUCAGCAUGCCGCAAAAAUAUGAAUAGUUAUUGAAUGAUUAUUACUUGAUCUCUCGCUAAGUCAAAUAUAUAAAUAUCUUCAGGGCAAAACAAAAUUAUGAAGCCAACCUUGGCAGCUUGAAAACAAAAGUAAUAAUGUAUCGUUUGGCCAAUUCGUUGUGCCUCUGCAGAUGGAAACAUGGAUUUUUGUACUUUUUAAGAAGCAAGCAAAGGUUUUACACUUGAGAAAUUUUUGGUUUUUCCGAAACCCUACAAAACGUUUAGUUAAUGUGCUCGUCUUUUUGUCUUUUGCCACUCGAUUGUGGAAAUCCCUCAACUUGCUCGUUGGAAGUACGCAUUUGUUGUGAUGAUUGAUGGAAAGACGAUUAAAUUGUACAUUUUGGCCAUAUCUUGAUUGCCAUAUCAACUUGUACUUAAUGUGAAAUAUUUAUGUACGGAUUCUUCUUUUGUGUUUUUUCUCUGGUGGGAAAAUUAUCCUGUGAGCAACCUUUUCUUUCAAACUUGCAAAAAUGACUAGUACUCUGCAGUUAAUACCCCUGCAAUGAAUUUGUCUAACUUUGCGCUAGUAUUCUUUUCUGUGGAAAGAUUAGGAGAGCAUUUCCUGACAACAGAGACAAUUGGAGAAAAUGAUUUGUCUCUAAACAAAAGUAUAUAUUGCUUGAUUUUUUUAGAAAAAGAAAAAUGCAGUCUUAGCACUUGUUCAGAAUUCUGCUGCUUGUAUGAGAAAAUCAGCGCUCUGAGCCCAAAAGUUUCCCUCUAAUCGUAUUCUUGUGAAUGAUCUCAAUCUGGCUUGUGUUCAGCUUUGCGAGUCAUUAAAAUUUUUGCGUCGGUAGAUAGAAAAUUUAAGUUGAACCAUGGGCGUGGAGCCUUUUGUUAAUUUUAAAACUGCCAACUCUCAUCGGAUCUUUUGCAAUUUGUUCCUUUUUUUAUUUAGAAAAAUGAGAAUUCGGGAUUUUCGGGUCGAGUGUGCCGGCAGCAGAAUUCACGUCGAUGGAAGUGCCUUUUUGGAUUUACUGAAAAUGAAUGAAACAUGACUGAUUCAUAUCUGUUUUGCUUUAAAAAGUGUCAUGAAAUGAAAAAAUGAAAUAGUUUAUAGGUUCAUAAUUUGUCCCACACGAAUUCCUGUUCUCUCUACUUCUCUCUCUCUUUCAUCUGUGCAACAGGUUAGACUCUCCUUCCCAUUAGACUGUAAAUAUUGCAUAACCUUGGAGUAAUUCAUAUGUCAUUGCAUACUAAUAUUUAUAUCUCCGUGCAAAUUGGUUAUAUUUGAUGUUGCUGAAAGAAAAAUUUGCCCUCUUGAAACGAUGAUCUUGAAAAAUAGUUGUUAUUUAAUUUGUACAGUAGUUCAGAGUUGUAGAUUGAAGACGCUAACUUUAUCCGAUUAAGCCACACAUACAAACACAGCAAGAAAAAGAGUUAAUUAACCAUUGAUUAUCGAAUUCAUAAUUUUGAGGGAAACAAUAGUUAUAUAGAUCGAUGUUCACCUAACAACAUUCAUAGUGUACCAUAGUGUGAAGCAGUGUGAAGAUAAUAAUUUUGAAUGAUUUUUUUCAGUUUUGUUGUGAUAGAGAAAAGAAUCUGGAAUGACCCCAGUACCAUUAUUUUAUAAUUUGUUUUUGUUUUUAAAUGGAAAGGGAUGAAUCCCCUUAUUUUAUUGGAAAAGAAAAUUUUAAACUUUUAUCUUAACCAUUGCGCUAUUUUUCCUCCAUUGGCGGUUGACCAAAAACGAUUGGGUCACCGAUCAAUGCUGACAAUUAUUAUCAUAGUAAAUAAUUUGAAAAAAAAAAUACUGUGUUGAGCUAUAUUUCCAAUAGUCUAUUGAACUCGAAGCAAACUAAGUAAAUUUGUCUAUGUACUUGAGUGUGCUGCCACUCUGUCGUAAUUAACAUGUCUAGAUUUUAUGUAAUUGAGUGAAAAUAAUCAUAUCUCGUAGUAGAACUUGAUGAACAUGUUUUUGCGUAGCUUGAACUCUUUAUUUAUUGAUGUUGAACCAUACAGACAGACAGAGAGCGAUGAUUAAUUGCAGCACCAUCGACAAGUUCUUACCACUCUUAUCAUGCAUAAUCACGAAGGAAAUUUUUGUGUUGCUAUUAUAUAUUUUUGACCGUAUCUGUAACAGAGUAGCUCUUGGUAUUUUGAAAAAGAUAAAAGAAACUGUGUGUACACCUUUUUGAAACCAAUUCAAUUUGAGUUCUGCCGACAGACCCACCUGAAAUCGUGUCCGCAUCCAGACGUUGCUUUCGUCUCUUUUAGUUUGUAAGGCCGGCUCUAAGCGUUAGAAAAUAGUAUGAUACUCACAGAAUAAUGUUUCAUGAAUAUGCUAAUUAGUCUAAAAUAUAUUUUAUUUUGUACCAAUAA
Messenger RNA from Neocloeon triangulifer, 3689 nucleotides. It is a transcript of the gene scalloped, whose product is annotated as protein scalloped. Gene Ontology annotation, biological process: hippo signaling; embryonic organ development; regulation of transcription by RNA polymerase II. The record is from RefSeq and is a predicted model, not a curated record. Gene Ontology annotation, molecular function: DNA-binding transcription factor activity, RNA polymerase II-specific; RNA polymerase II cis-regulatory region sequence-specific DNA binding. Gene Ontology annotation, cellular component: transcription regulator complex. Lineage: Eukaryota; Metazoa; Arthropoda; Insecta; Ephemeroptera; Baetidae. The coding region runs from base 1 to 1281 and encodes 426 amino acids. The transcript is spliced from 9 exons.